GUCGGGGGAAAACCUGCACCAUCCAUGCAGCCCGCAAACUGCAUGCUCGUGCCUUCCCCGGGCCUGCCCCUGAGACUCCAUCGCCCCACCGGCCGGUCCCCCCUUCAGACGAUUUGCGAUGGACCCACCCACACCCCACCGCAGCUCCACCGGGUCCCAUUGACGGCUGUGACAGUGUGGGAAUCUGCAGAACCGGAGUAGCGGUACCUCUCGACCGUUUGAGAUUGAAAUUCCCCUUUUCCGCUUUCUCGGUGAAAUCUCUGCUAUCUCGCAGAACUCGCAGUGGUUGUAUAUAUCGGCGCCAUUUUGCGACAAUUCGGAACCCGACAUAUAUGCCACGAUAGCGAAUUUCCCGGCAGCACCGGUUUUCUUGUACACAGUGCCGCUGGAGCCGGUGUGUAACACCAGCAACUGAUCAAGCGUGUGCCUCUCGCUGGACUUAUUAGGUAAUUCUGCAAGGAGUGGCAGAGGUCACGGGUUGUCGCUGUGACAAGGGAGACUGUGUAUUUUACAGAUGAGAGGCCGACAACCGAUCCCGACUUGGCUGCCGGCCAGCAUCUCAACUUCAGCCGACGGUUCGGGACGAGGCCCCUUAGCCCAAACAGGCAAUGGCACCCCAUCAUCGACACUUUGAUUGGUCAGGUGCUGCGAGAACGUCCUGCUCAUCGGCCCCAACGGGUGUCCGCCAUGUUUUUUCACUCUCAUGAAAAUGUGAUUGUGUGCUCUCAAGCAGGUCUCGGCGGGCGGCUGAUGAGGAGGUACCUUUUUUUAUUUUUACGGAUCGAGAGGUCUGGGUCUGACACACCCUGGCCAACCAACCACUCAGCAACCAGCCUGUGACGUCGCGCGCAACGGUGCGGCGGUCAAUUCUUUCUUGAUAAUUUUUUUUUUGUUCUCUUCCCAACGAGAAUCAAGCCCAGGGCCCAACAAAUUGUUGCUCAAAAAAAAAUAACGGGAUAUUCGGGAGCGAUUGUGAUUAAAGCCCAAUAUGCGUUUCCAUGGAUUCCGCGCCGUGUCGGGAGCCCAUUCCGGUCCUUGUUGAAGUGGUUGAACCUCUGGGGUGUGAUUGUCGGUGACUCCUGCUUUCGGUGUCGCCCGGCCGUGUAAGUGGAAACCCUGACCGCUACGGGAACUCGUACCGGUACCGGCACCCCUGAUGACAGGGGAUCGUGACUUCUGUUUUUUUCCCCCCCAGUAUCCCACCCAUCGAGGCCCAACGUGCGAGCGUGCCCAGAGAGAGGUCGUAGCCCUUGAAACGUGCAACGAAACCUCCAGACAGGCCUCCGUCGCAUCAAGUAGUAAGGUGUAGCAGGCGAUGGAGCUGCUGCUGGCUUCUGCUUCGCGCCGCCGUGGUCUUGCAAAAAGGUCUUAAAGAGGAGGCUUGCCGUCGCCAACAAGCAUUGUUGUUGUUGCUGUUGUUGGAAAGACACUCCAACAACCAUCACUACUGUUGACCGAAAAGGCUCUGGUGGCCCAAUCGAUUACACGCCCUAGCGGUAGUUUCAGUCGCCGUAAUACUACUUCUAAUAAUACGCCCGCUGGUCGCUCAACCCUCGACGCACUAGACUCACGCCGCAGGGGACCCUCCCGUUCCUGUUCCUCCUCCUCUUCGAAGACUUCUUUUGUUCUCCCGACUCCCACACAUCCUUCCCCUCGUCACUCGCACAUGCAAUGGCUUCGUAUGCUCCCAGCGCCUCUUCAUCCGAUAUCUCAACGCCUCGGUCAACAUCCCCCUCAUCGUCCUCAGUAGCGUCGGCCCGGUCCUCGCACUCAUCUAUAUCUACCUCUAAGCGCAUGUCCAUCUCGUCUUCGCGCAGAAUAUCCGCCGCCAACCCAAUGUCGUCUGUUGACAUCGCUGCCAUUGAAGAAGCCAUGAGAAUGGCCAACCUCGACACCCUCCGGGGUUACCAGCAAAAAACCUACGGCGAGGUCAAGCAGUUCGCCGAGACGCAGUACCUUUCCCAGAACCAGGCUCUUGGUUACCAGGUCAUCAACGAGCCCAUGUGGAAUAAGGGCCUCUCUUUUACCCCAGAGCAGCGCAUCGCCAAGAACCUCACCGGUCUUAUCCCACACGUCAUGGAGGACUCGGGCAAGCAGUGCGAGCGUGCGCUCAAGAUGAUCCGGACUCGCCAGACCAACAUUGACCGCUAUCUCUAUCUGUCGUCGCUCAAGUACCAGAACGCCGACCUCUUUUACCGCCUGCUCAUCGACAAUGCGAAGGAGCUCAUGCCUCUGGUGUACACUCCCACCAUUGGUGACGUGUGUCUUCAGUAUUCUACUCUCUACACCCGCCCCGAGGCGCUCUACAUCUCCAUCAAGCAGCGCAAGUCGAUAAAGACGAUCCUCAAGAACUGGCCAUAUCCAAAUCCCGAGAUCUGCGUCGUGACAGACGGGUCUCGCAUCCUGGGCCUGGGCGAUCUGGGCGUCAAUGGCGUUGGCAUUCCGAUCGGCAAGCUAGCCCUGUACACGGCGGCGGCGGGUAUCCACCCGGAUAAGACGCUCCCCAUCGUUCUCGACUGCGGAACGGCCAACGAGACCAACCUCAAGGAUCCGCUGUACCUGGGCCUGCGCUCGAAGCGGCCCUCGGUGGCCGAGCAGCAGGAGUUUAUGGACGAGUUCAUGACUGCCGCUGCCGAGGUCUAUCCUGAAAUGGUGGUGCAGUUUGAGGAUUUCGAGUCGGAAAAGGCCUUCAACUACCUGGACCGGUAUCGGAACAAGUACAAGUGCUUCAAUGACGACAUUCAAGGCACUGGCGCUGUUGUUCUCGGAGGCUACAUUGGUGCCGUGAAUCUUUCCGGCGUUCCUCUCGAGGAGCAGCGCCUCGUCUUCAUGGGCGCUGGCUCUGCCGGUGUCGGUGUCGCCAAGCAGCUUGUAGAGUACUACACCAAGCGUGGUCUCUCCGAGCAGGCGGCCAAGGACAAGUUCUGGCUUGUCGACACCAAGGGCCUCGUGACCAAGGACCGCGGUGACAAGCUCGCCGAGCACAAGAAGUACUUUGCUCGCGGCGACAACAACGGCCUCCAGUUCAAGUCUCUUGAGGAGGUUAUCGAGUACGUCAAGCCAACCGCUCUUGUUGGCUUGACUGCCACCUUUGGCGUCUUCACCGAGUCUGUCGUCCGCGCCCUCAAGGCUUCUGUGGAUGCCGGUGGUCUCGGCCGCAGACCCAUUCUCUUCCCUCUCAGCAACCCCCUCACCAAGGCCGAGUGCACUUUCGAGCAGGCCGUCACCUGGACUGAUGGCACCGUCAUCUUUGCCUCUGGCUCUCCCUUUUCUCAAUUCACCAUCAAGCUCGGCAGCGACCAGGCCAUCACCUACUACCCCAACCAGGGCAACAACGUCUAUGUCUUCCCUGGCAUCGGCCUCGGCGCCAUCCUCGCCAAGGCCACCCGUGUCACCGACAACAUGAUCUACACCUCUGCUGCUGCCCUUGCCGGGUCCCUGAACGCCGAGGAGGUGCACAAGGGUCUGAUCUACCCCCGCAUUGAGCGCGUGCGUGAUGCCAGCGUGAUUGUUGCCCGCGAGGUGAUGAAGGCUGCGCGUCGGGAUGGUGUGAGUGCCCUGCCCGAGGAGCAAUGGCUUACCUGGGAGGAGUGGGGUGACCCGGCUCUUGAUAAGUAUAUCAAGGAGCAUAUUUAUGACCCUGCUCUUUAAGUGUUUGUUUUCCGGGGAGGGGCUGGUAUUGAAAUUGGGAGUCUAUAAUGACUGGAUGAAGCUGGGUUGGGAGAGAGGGAGGGGGGGGGAGGUGCAUUACUGGCGUUGUUUACUUUCAGGGAAGGACUUAGCUUAGCCUUUUUUUUCUUUUUUUUUCUGUUUUCUUUGCUUUUGCUUGCCCCUUGGUAUGAGCAUUGCGGGGAUUAUAAUGGGCUUCUUUUUUUUUGCGGUUAUCUCUUUUUCUAAUGAAUGAUAUCCCAACGAAGAGUUGAGGAGACCAAGUUUCACACACAAGAUUUGGUUUUUGGAUGGACUACAAUGGAUGGCAGAGUGCAUGGAAAACGGGAGGUUUCUGAGGCAAGACAAGACAAGACAAGAUUACAUUUGUUGGAUGUGGCGGUGUCAAGUGAGCGUGCAAGCGCGGAAUAGAUAAAAAGAGGGAGGAACCCAAAUACAUAUACUACUUGUUAGAAUGAGAAUGAAAUGGGGGAGAGCGGUUUAUGUCGAGAUUGUUGAUGCUUGAUAGGAGAGGUGAAGGUUGAAUGAAUGAUUUGGUGUGCAGUUGUUGUUAGCAUAUGAUGUGUUGUUGCUGUUGUGUGUCUGAUUGGUGAACCUAUAACCAUCACCGCAGUACCCCUUUAUAACACCUGAGUGCUGUCCACCCUCUCACGUCAACAUUCUCAUAAAUCUCUCUCUCUCACAACACCAUCCCAUCCCAUGGUUAAACCGCCCCCAAAGUCCCCAACCUCCCCCCAAAGUUACCUCCAUAAAGCCUCCUAACUUCCACCCCCUUCUCCCCAUUGUAUCCUCCCCCUCCUCCCUCCUCGUUAAACUCAUCCAUUAUGAAAGCAUGCAGCAGUUUGAUCUCGGGCAUUCUUUUCAGUUCCUCUCUGACCCAGCCGUUUUCCUGCCGGGUGACUUCGCCGUCGUAGAACAGCAGGUCCUCGGAGUCGAUGAUCUCCGAGAGGGCAAAGGUGAGAGGAAAAAGUUUGGAGCGGUAGAUGAGCCAGAGCGUCUCGAGGCCUUCGAGCCGGAAGGUGGUGUUGUUGAGGAGGGGGGAGCAGAAGGGGUUUUUGGAGACGAGGGAGUAGUGGUGGGCGGUCCAGACUUGGUGUGGGGGAGAACCUGGGGGGAAGAGGGAGGCGAUGGAGAGUGUGGAGGAGGGGGAU
Molecule: messenger RNA, 4820 nt
Organism: Podospora pseudocomata
Lineage: Eukaryota; Fungi; Ascomycota; Sordariomycetes; Sordariales; Podosporaceae
Exons: 7
Coding region: 1672-3651 (659 amino acids)
Biological process (GO): malate metabolic process; pyruvate metabolic process
Cellular component (GO): mitochondrion
Molecular function (GO): malate dehydrogenase (decarboxylating) (NAD+) activity; NAD binding
Source: RefSeq, a predicted model, not a curated record